Chilo suppressalis (striped riceborer) is the source of this 516-nucleotide messenger RNA. NCBI's taxonomy places the organism in Eukaryota, Metazoa, Arthropoda, Insecta, Lepidoptera, Crambidae. The record is from the annotation of a GenBank genome assembly.
CUUUUCUCUAUGCUGUUUAAUAUCUAUGUUCGUCUGUGGUUGGUUGUGUAAUUAAUUUGUCAAUACGCAACAAGCAAUUUUUGGUUUUAUUUUUUUCGACUUUAGGCGCAGAUAGUUACUACAGGUACAAUGAGUUUGAGGCUUGCUCAGAAAUGUAACUUAAGAAUGUUAGCAAGGUGUUAUAGUGAACAAGUUGGUCAGAAUCAAGCUCCACCUGCAUCUACGAAAUCAAACAUAGUGCAAGCUGAUGUUGCUGGUCUUAGCAGCGCAGUUAUCCAUCCUGCUUCACAGCCUGUUGGCCCCGGAGUAGAUCCAAACAAGUCUGGUGCCUAUAAAGUUCCGGAAUACUUUUGUUAUGAUAACAUGAGUUUCUUUGAAGCUGAAAUUGAAAUGUCAAAGUACAGACUACCGCAGCCAUCUGCACUUAAAAAGUAAAAAUUACAUCAUUUUAUUAAUGUAAAUUGUCAUAGUAAUUUAUUGUUAUUUCAUUUUUUAAUAUUAGAAACUGUUACUGUA